This is a messenger RNA of Sclerotinia trifoliorum, 1889 nucleotides long. Lineage: Eukaryota; Fungi; Ascomycota; Leotiomycetes; Helotiales; Sclerotiniaceae. The record is from the annotation of a GenBank genome assembly.
UAGAUCUCAGCUACGGGAAGCAUGAAAUUGUGCACUGUAUGUACGAAGUAUAAAUUUUGCUUGGGAUCUGCUUUAUAUUUUUCCGACUUGUGACGCAACGGCACGUAUGGAUUUUCCGCACUGGGGAAGCUGAGCAAAGAGAGCAUCUGACAAGUCCAGACGUACCAAAUUGGAAACGACCCCAUUAGCUGGAGUAAGUAUGAAGUUUUACUAAACUCCUCAGGGACUAAUAACAUUAGACCCCGAGACUUGGCUUCCAGAGAAGAUCAUUCUUUUCCCACUGACUUUUUUGUUUGAUCUUUCCUCCUUCUUUCAUAGUUAGACUUCUUCGCGAUAUCAAAAGCUUCAUCUUCCUCGGUUACUCCUCGAAAUAUCUUUCCCGAUUCUCAUUCUAAGCUCUCCAAAAGUAUAAUCUCUGUAGCCUUAACCAUAUCACAACUCACUUCUUUUGGGACAUACGAUUCGAGUUGCAAUAAUCAACUGAACAUUGGGAUCUAUCUGUAGCUAUGUCACAAACAAUCAUGAGCACCUCAGACGCCACCAUUCCGUCCACAACGAUGGAGACCCCUCCUCCGGAUAUCUCAAACUUGGAUCGGGUUGCGUAUCUGUUUGGGUACCCCAUUGCUCACUCCCUUUCUCCUCUUUGUGAGUUUUGCAUUUUGAGUCUUUCCAUUACAUCAUAACUUUCAUAUGUGUUCAUCAUCCAACAUACCUUCUAUGAGGACAGAUCCCCAGGCCCCGAUACCUUGCUGCGCUCGAGGAGAAUGCAUUCAUCAAUUACAGCCUCUGCUAGCCUUCAUCCACACACAGCUUCAAUAAUGACCUCUUCUCUAAAAGCUUUGGCUAACCGCAUCUUCACGCCAGUUCACGGCACAAUAUUCCAGUCUCUAUCACUCAAUUACCUCCAACAUUUAUAUGAAACUCGAACCCUCACAGAUUGCCUCGAGCUCACGAAAAACCCUAAAUUUCUCGGCGCUUCCGUAACCAUGCCCUUCAAAGUAGCCAUCAUCCCAUACCUCGACCAGCUUUCUCCCGAAGGUGCUGCCAUUGGCGCCAUAAAUACUAUUUACCACCGUAUAUCCCCAUCAGGUGAAAAGAUCCUAUGCGGAACGAACACCGAUUGUAUCGGAAUCCGCGAAGCUCUCCUUCAAAACGCAACACCUUCAACAAUAUCAAGUAUAAAAGGUUCAGCAGGCAUGAUUAUCGGAGGUGGGGGAACCUGUCGUGCAGCUGUCUAUGCAUUGAAGAAAUUCCUCGGUUGCGAAACCAUAUAUAUGGUCAAUCGGGAUAAAUCCGAAUGCGAUGCCGUGAUUGCAGAAUGCAGUAGCAAUGGAUUCGGAGAUGGAUUAUUAUAUAUCGAGUCAAUAGCACAAGCGAAAUCAUUAGCAGCACCCACGGUCAUCGUUUCCGCGAUUCCAGAUUUCACGCCAGUAUCCGAGGAUGAACAUAGAGCGCGAGGAAUCAUUACGGAAUUUUUGGAUAAAGAGGGUGGAAAGGGUGCGAUUUUGGAAAUGUGUUAUCAUCCUAGCCCGGAUACACAAAUAGCGGCAUUGGCUGCGGAAGCAGGAUGGCAGGUAGUGGGUGGUGUAGAGGCAAUGAUUAAUCAAGGACUAGAGCAAGAUAAGGUAUGGUUGGGUGUUGAGCUUGAGGAUUUACCGGUAAAGGAGGUGAGGGGUGUUGUUUUGGAGAAAUUAGCGAGUGAUAGGGCGAAGCAUGGGAGGUUAUAGCUCAGGGUUAAGGUUAAUUUUAGGUGAAGAAUUAGAGAUUGAGGCAAAUUAUAAUUAAAUACGACAAUGUCACGUAGCUAAAAGUACGGUGUGAAUCCAGGGUUAAAUUAGAACUGGUUUUAGGGGCUGUAUAUAUAGAAUCUAGAGCACUCAACAUUUGGA